Messenger RNA from Fraxinus pennsylvanica, 2262 nucleotides. The record is from the annotation of a GenBank genome assembly. Lineage: Eukaryota; Viridiplantae; Streptophyta; Magnoliopsida; Lamiales; Oleaceae.
AUGGGGGACCGGAGGCCUUCAUUUUUCUCCCGAUUACUGUCAUCUAAACCGGCUUCCCGCCGUACAACAGCAAGUCGAACAACUGAACCAUCCCGGACUAACACAACCAACCCCUCUUCCUCCCCUAGUCCUCCUGCAGAUGAAUCAAGUUCAGCUAACCAGACAACCACCCCUGCAACUCCAUCAACAGCCGAAACUCAAUCGGCUGGGAAUGCAAACACCCCCUCCUCUACACCUCCACCUGCAUCUGAAACUAGAUCAGCUGGCCAGACCACCACAAUUACUCCUACCCCGACAGCUCUACCUACUGCUGAAACUCAAACGGCUGGGAAUGCAAACACCCCAUCCUCUACAACUCCACCUGCAUCUGAAACUAGAUCAGCUGGCCAGACCACCACAAUUACUCCUACCCCGACAACUCUACCUACUGCUGAAACUCAAACGGCUGAGAAGGAAACCAACCUUACCACCAACGCCAUCCCCACAACUCCUCCCACGGCUGAAACUCAAACGGCAGGGCAGGCAACCACCCCCUCCUCCACCACUCUCACCACUCCACUUACAGAUGAAAAUCAAACUCAAACACCUAGCCAGUCAAAAAGAAACACAACCCCUGCUGCCACAAUGCCAACUUCAAGUGAAGCCCAGAUGGCUAACCAGACCACCGCCACCUCAAUUGGCCCUACUAUCAAGUCCCAAACCUCAUCACCAACUCGUGCAACCGUUCAACCCCAUGUCCCAUCACAACCGGCAUCGCCCUUCCGUGCAACAACAAAAUCAAGAUCACCUCCUCAGACUUCAUCUCCGUCUCUUGUAGCACCUCAAUCACGAGUCGUGCCCUCAUCCCCAUCUCGCCUGGGUUCUGCGACUCCCUUGACACCACAAAGGACCUCACAACCGCAGUCCUCCCGUUCGGCCUUACGGUCCCCAAAUCAGACAUCUUCACCAUCUACGAAGGGCGUUGAGCACACAACUAAAGAGAUCUCCCACCCUCUUUCCAAUUCUCAUGAUGCCCCAAAUACCGUUUCUAAUGGAGAAGAACCAAAGCCUGCAACAUCUGAACAAGAGCCUCUAAAAAUUCAGUCAAAGGCAAAAGUUAAAUCAGAAAUAGUUGAGGACUCCCAUAAUCAAACUGCAUUUGAAACAACCAUCAAACAAAAUCAGAUGGAAGUAGAGCCUUCUAAAUCAUCAGAGCUGGGAGCUGCUGCUAUAUCAACCGUUGCACAAGGUCCUGAGACAGAUGGGGCAACACAAAAAUUAGAUUCUUCCAGCAUCGAUGGUGAAACAAAGUCCCUCCUGGAAUCAAAUGCAAACCCUGAAGAAACUAAAGAAGUGAAGGAGGUAAUUGAAGAGACAAAAUGUGAAGCUAAUGAAAAUAGAAACAACGAAGGCAAUGAUUUUCAAACUGCAAAAUCAGGAUCAAGAGCACAAACAGUAGAGGAGGCCAGCAUUAUAAAUAAAUCUGAGCAGAUGCAUGAAGAAAUGCAAGGAGCCAUUGGCAAAAAGGAGAUAUUGAAAACCUCUCUCUUCAAUGGAAAACCAACCAAAACAAGUUCUCGACCUGGGAACAAAAGCAUGAGGGCACCAACUCAUAAGUUUGCUCAAUCAAGCCGAGAACAAGUUCCCUUGUACAAAGAUAUCAAGGAUGACAUUUCGACAUUUGUCAAUCGAAUGGCCAUUGGAGACCCCAAAAAUUCCCUUAAUGACAGACCAGUAAGUGUCAUUACGCUUGCAGGAGAAAACAGAGGAGCAUCAAUGCAGUUGGGUUCUGAUUCAUCAAAAGGAGAAGGGGCAAUUCACAUUCAUAGAGGCUACAAGAUCAAUCCUGAUGAAAGUCCUGAAGCAACCAUAGAUGGAGAGGGAAGUUGGAAGGGUAAGAAAUCAGAAGAUGCAGAAGGAAAAGAAGAUCAGCCAAUAGAGGCAUAUGUAAACAACAAUACACAGGGAAUCAAUAACUCCAUAGUGUUCGAAAGUUCCAUAGCUGAAAGGAAUCCCGGUGUCCAUAUGAUUGUCACUCAUGCUCAGAAAGAACCUACCAUGUCAACUGAUGAAAAAAGGCCCCUUGAGGUGCAAAAGGCUGAAUUCAACACAAUCCCUUCUCAGAAACAAACUUAUGAACCCAAUGUCAGAAGAAGAUGCCUCGAAGGUCUUUUUUUGGAAUCGAGUGAUUCUGACCCGGAAAAUCCUGAAAAGCCUAAACGUCAUGGUUGCCGUGUUGGCAGCAAGGAAAGGAGCAAAUACAACACAAGAGAUGUUCUCUAA